AAGGCCAAGAACAGUUCCCAUAAUUCUCAUAUGACCAAUGGAAAAAAGCAACUACACAUCACACCACAGUCACCAUAUACAUUUGGAGAUCACACUUCCAACCACCCAAUUCUGCCCACUGCAAAUACUAAAAUUUGCCACUAGAUUUGGUAUAAAUACCCUCAGAGACCCAACACUGAUUCAGCAUCUUUUUGUAGGAAUUUCAGAUUGUUUCUUGGAAAUGGAAAACUGCUUCUGGUCGGAGGAGUACUGCGCCUCCUGGAAUUACGGCCAAGCUGAUGUGGAUAAAGAUGGUACUUUGAUGGUUCCAUGGCUCCCUCCCGCUGCCGCCGACGCUGCUGCGGCGGCUCUGCAGUAUCAUUGUUCCCCCCCCGCCGGCGGCGUCCCGCCUUGGACGCCGUCCUUUGAAGGGGCGGCGGAGGAUAGAACCGCCAGUGCUUCUAGAAGCCACAGUGAAGCUGAGAAGAGGCGCAGGGACAGAAUCAACGCACAGCUUGCUACUCUCAGGAAAUUGAUCCCAAAGUCUGAAAAGAUGGACAAGGCAGCCCUAUUAGGACAAGUAGUGGACCACGUCAAGGAACAGAGCGAACGAGCAAAAGAAGCGAGCAAAUUCUCAACAAUCCCAACCGAAACAGAUGAAGUGAUCAUCGAACACAUGAAUGCACGAGAAACAGCACCGCAGAACAUCUACGUGAGCGCUACCGUCUGCUGCGACGACAGGCCGGAGCUAUUUGCGGAGCUGAACAGCGCACUCAAGAGCCUAGCAGUCACCAUUGUUAAGGCCGAGAUCACCAGCUUGGGGGGCAGAACAAAGAGCAAUUUCGUUCUAUGUGCAAAGGAUACCGGCGGGGCUGAACGAAAUUCGUGCACGAGUUUGCUCCAGCAGUCGCUCAAAUUAGCGCUGAGUCGUGUCGUGAUAUCGUCUGGAAUGUCGAGUUACAGCGCCAGGAGCAAGAGGCAAAGGUUCUUCCAUCCUAAUCCGCGGUGAUGAUCGAGUUCUUUCACAUAUAUGAUGAUUGUUUUGAUUGAAACCGCGCGAUUUUGUUGCUGUUUGAGAUUCUUUAAAGAUGAUGUGAGAAACUUGUGUAAUCUUUGAUAUGUAACUCGAGGGAUCAAUCAUUCUGGAAUCUUUAAGGGUUGUGAUCAUUUAAUAGACCGGAGACUUGAGGAUUCUGAUUUCUUUCUUCACUCUGUACAUGAUAUCAUUCUGGUGCUGGAAGUUUUACAUUUUCUCCAAGAAA
Molecule: messenger RNA, 1241 nt
Organism: Sesamum indicum (sesame)
Lineage: Eukaryota; Viridiplantae; Streptophyta; Magnoliopsida; Lamiales; Pedaliaceae
Product: basic helix-loop-helix (bHLH) DNA-binding superfamily protein
Biological process (GO): regulation of DNA-templated transcription
Molecular function (GO): DNA-binding transcription factor activity; protein dimerization activity
Source: RefSeq, a predicted model, not a curated record